AUGCCGACUCCAAAGAAGGCGAACGCGGAGACUCCGCGAGGGAGCGACCUUGACCUGAGCCUGACUGGGUCACAGCUGUCCAUGGUGUCGGGGAACAAACGUGUGGGGUCAUCAGCGACCCAGAGGCCCGGGUCAGCGUCCCAGCGCCCCGGGUCGGCGUCCCAGCGGCCAGGGUCGGCCUCGGCUCACAGACCUGGGUCCGCUGGCAGACCUUCUACUGCAGACUCCAGGAGGGGCAGGGGGACGUUGAGUCAGACCGUGAACGGCUACUCCAGCGGUGCCCAGAGGAAGCACAGGAGAGCGGGAAGUCACAACCCAGCAGACACACAGAGGAGCAACACCAGCGAGAGUAGUGGCAGCACAGGACUCACGCCUGUGGGGAGGGGGGCACAAAACCUCCGGCGACCAGCUUCAGCCAGCAAACUCACACAUUCCAACCCUAGGACCAACGAAGCAGGUGAUGACUUCCUGUCGUUGUUUGACACUCCCAAAGUCAAGAAACAACUGAACAGGGACAGACCUCCAUCAGUGGGGGCAGUCAGAGUUCUGCCGCCUGGCAUGCCUGAAGGCAGCCCGUUCAAGAUCCCCCUGACAGACAGAACAGACAGCACUAUGCCCUCCUCCCCCCUCAACAGUGAACGGUCCCCCCCUGCAAACGUUCUCAACAGUGAGCGGUCCCCUCCUCCCAACCUGCUGAACAGUGAACGGUCCCCUCCAGCUAAGCAGCUGAACCUGCCCAACAAUGCUACUGUUACAAGGGGAGCACCAGCUGAAGCCCAUGUGUUGAGAAACAUCGGUGCAUCGUCGGGGGCAAGUCCGACCAGCCCAUCAGCCAAUCAGGACUUGUCGUUGCCGCGCCCAAAGCAGGGUAGUCCGCCAGGCCGGCGCGGCGUUCCCAAGACGAUCAGCAAGGCCGAGGCAGAGCUGUACAUCAACAGGGUCAACAAGGCAGCGACUAGGAUACAGAGAUGGUACAGAGCGUGCAAAGAGAAGGAGCAGAGAGAGAGUGAGGAGACAGUAAAACGACUGCUGGCACAGAAGAGAGAGGAGAGAGAGGACAUGAUGAGGAAAGAACAGAACAGGAGAAUGGCAGAGAUGGAGGACAGAAGGAAACAGGAGGAAGAGAAGAGAAGGAGGAGGGAGGAGAAGGAGAGACAAGCUCGACAAGCAGCCAUACAGGAGCUGCAAAGAAAAAGGGAAGAAAAGAGAGCAGAACCCAAACAGAAGUCGGAAGGAGAGAUCUCCUUUCUCCAGCCCAGCGGGAAAGUCACCAAGAAAGUCUCCAGACCUGCUUCAGCGAAACCCAAGGUCAGGACCAAGAAAAGGUCGUCGCCUGUGAAGAGGGCGGGGUCAGAGAGCGACAGCGAGAUGACGGAGUCAGAGGUGGGAGGUCAGAGGUCGCCGCAGCAGAGACCCGGCACGGCCAGUACCGUACGCAAGGUGGACGAGAUGUUUGAUGAGCCCCAGGGUGCAACCGCAGCCCCCGACACCCAGGCUGAGACUGACCGGGAUGACCUCACCACCCUCACGGACAGCAAGACCAAGACGACCUUGAACGACCUUCUGGACACCAUUAAGAUGUUGGAGGAGGAGCCCGAGAAGUUCCCCACGCCAAGAAAGAGUCGAGCCUGGGGUAGUGAUGAAGAGAAGGACAAUGGCUACCUGUCGUCAGAGAAACUUGAGAAGCUGAACCAUCCGCCCAGGACCUCGGCAGGGGGGUUACCUGGUGUCAUGCUCACUGAGGACAAACUCAGAAAUAAUCCUGUCCACAGGUCCAUCAUGUCUUUCCUGGAUGAGGUGGAGAAGGCAGAUGAUGAGGUCAUCAGUCAGGUCACCAGCCAGGUCACUAAGUCCGUGGAAAGCACCCCCCGUGAGGACCCAGCAUCAGCGGCCGCGCCGCCCCCGGUCCUCCUGGUCCCCUCGGCCGAGGAGAUCGCCCAGAUGGAGCAGGCCUCGGCAACCGCAUCCGAGGUCGCCAGCGAGAUGCUCAAACAACGACUGGAGCUGGAGGAGAAACAACGGUCCGUGGCCAUGCUGCAGAAGGCACUGAACCAGCAGAGAGAGCUGACAAUCCGGCAUGCGCGUGAGGGGGAGAAGGAGAUGAAACACAGACUCCAGGUGCAGAAGGAGGAGUACGAAGCAACCAUCAAGAGACACCUGGGCUUCAUCGACCAGUUAAUAGAUGAUAAGAAGGCCCUGGGAGAAAAGUGUGAGCGUGUGGUGAAGGAACUGAAGGACAUGGAUGCCAAGUACAGCAAGAGGAUCAAGGACAUGUCAGACAAACAUAAUGAAGAGACACAGAAAAUCAAAGACAUGCAUGCAGCCGCCGAGAAACUCAGGAGGGAAAAGUGGAUAGACGAAAAGACAAAAAAGAUCAAGGAGAUGACAGUAAAAGGCCUGGAGCCAGAAAUCCAGAGACUGAUCGCCAAACACAAGCAGGAGGUAAAGAAGAUCAAGGCUAUCCACGAGGCUGAGCUGUUAGAGGCAGACGAGCGGGCCAGUCGUCGGUUUAUCCACCAGACAGAGGAGAUAAAGGAACAGAUGGGCAGAGAGAUUGAGUCGGCGUGUAACAGGGAGAGGGAACUGGCUAAACAGAGAUAUGAGAAACAGGCUGAACAGGAAGAGCAAGGGCUACAGCAACAGAGAAGAAGAUUGUACGCAGAAGUUCAGGAGGAGAAGGAGAGAAUCGCGACGCAGGCGGCAAAACAGCGCGGAGAGAUCGACAGAAUGAAAGAACAGCUGGAGGACACCAGCUCCAAGGCCGUGGAGACGAUGAGGAGGGAGUACGAGAAGGCUCGGGACGAACAGGAGAGGAGACAUGCUGCUGAAGUGAAGCAGCUACAGGAUAGGCUGAAGGUUGAGAAGGAGGCCUGGGAAGAGAACUACAUGAAGAAACAGGACACAUGGCUGCUACAGAAGGAGAGAGAACUGAAGGAGACCGUGAAGAGGGACAGGGACAAGGAGAUUGAGCUGGUCAUACAGAGGUUAGACGAGGACGCUUCGUCACAGAGGGAGGAGGUGGAGAGAGCUGCAGAGAACAGGAUGAAGCGCAUGAGAGAGAAAUACGAAGCAGAAAUGCGAGAGUUAGAGCGAUCAGAGCGGACUGCGAUGGACAAGUACAACGACAUGAAGGCUGAGCUGAUUGAGGUUGAGGGAGAAAAUGCUCGGUUGAAAGGUCUUCUCAGGCAGAAGGAACAGGAGCUGGAGGAUAUCAACAAGGUGAAAGAGCGGCUGACCCAGGAGCGGAACAACAUGUCGGAGGUGAUCCGGCAGGAGUUCGCGGACCGGCUGGUCGCCACGGAGGAGGAGAACCGGCGCGUCAAGAACGAGAUCUCCGAGAUGCGGGCGAGACACAAGAUGGAGCUGGACCGCAUCACCAGGGAGAAGGAGGAGGAGAUGGAGGAGGUGCACAAAAGAGUGAAGUCAGCCAUUGUUAAGAAGGAGGACACAGUGAAUCAGCUGAGGAAACAGUACGAGGCUGCAGUAAAGAGAGCAGACCACUUGGAGGGGCUCCUAGAGCAACAGAGAAAACAGCUCCUGAAGAAGUAACCUUCACAACACUCCAACUGUCAUCACCGUUUUCUACUGACUCCAUCCAGUCUUUGUGACUAACUCUGUUACUAUGAGCAUGUCAGCAGAACGUACUGUGCCUUCGCGAAAGCCAGAUUUUUCACAAUGUUUGGUCAACGUUGCAUCAGAAUUUUGCCUGUGGCAGAGGAUAUCUUUUCCGACAUAACAUUUGGAAACUACAGACAGGAUGUUA
This is a messenger RNA of Branchiostoma belcheri (Belcher's lancelet), 3763 nucleotides long. Its product is annotated as centrosomal protein of 131 kDa-like. Gene Ontology annotation, cellular component: centriolar satellite. The record is from RefSeq and is a predicted model, not a curated record. NCBI's taxonomy places the organism in Eukaryota, Metazoa, Chordata, Leptocardii, Amphioxiformes, Branchiostomatidae. Gene Ontology annotation, biological process: intraciliary transport involved in cilium assembly; regulation of centrosome duplication; cilium assembly. Bases 1 to 3549 code for a protein of 1182 amino acids. The transcript is spliced from 23 exons.